AUGACAGAAGAAAAAAAUAAGGCGAUAGAGGCGUUACUGAAGAAAGCCAUGGCUGGGUUUGAUAACAGCGAGAUAGUUCCUAAGCAUACCACGAGGGUUUCCGAAGAAGAAGAGACGGCGUUUGUAAGGCUGGAGAAAGGAAACAAGGAUAAAGAUAAAGAUAAGGAAGAGGAACCAUCUAAAAAGAAAGCUAGAACGAUCAGUCCGGAGCCUGAAACAGAUAGCAAAGAAGAAACGCAAAAGGAGGCUGCAGACAGAGAUGGAGAAACGCUUCCUCCACCAGAAGGCGGAUACGGAUUUGAUCCUCCUCCUCCUCCUCAUUACUAUCAACCACGCUACAGACCUUAUCGUUACAAUCGACCUUACUAUGGUUACCCUCGCGGCGCAGGGUACGGCUACAGAUAUGGCAGAGGAUACUACACUCAGCCGUGUUCUUUUAAAAUUUGA
This is a messenger RNA of Seminavis robusta, 447 nucleotides long. The record is from the annotation of a GenBank genome assembly. Lineage: Eukaryota; Bacillariophyta; Bacillariophyceae; Naviculales; Naviculaceae.